AUGGCAUCCGCGGCUCCUGGGCACAAAGGAGACAGGGAGGCCAGGGAGAGAAGAAGGAAGAAAGGAGGGGUUGUGCGGCGACCUAGCAAGGAGCUCGCCGGAGCUGGGCGAAGGCGGACUGGCGCGGGAGACGGAGGGGUCCGGCGCGGCGGCGCGAAGUCCUUAAAUUUGUUGAACCUAAAGAUGAAGAGGAACUCGUGGAAGAGGAAAAGAAAUGACAUGGUAGAAAUUCAUUCACACAUAUCAGGGUCAUAG
This is a messenger RNA of Triticum turgidum subsp. durum (durum wheat), 255 nucleotides long. NCBI's taxonomy places the organism in Eukaryota, Viridiplantae, Streptophyta, Magnoliopsida, Poales, Poaceae. The record is from the annotation of a GenBank genome assembly.